AUGACUGGUGUUGGUCGAGCUCUGAAGUUAAAGAAGUUGACGCCGUGUUUUAUUGGUCAGUUUCAGAUUAUGGAAAAAGUAGGAGAGGUGGCCUAUCAUAUUGCUUUACCACCGACGCUUGCGAAUUUCCACGACGUGUUUCAUGUGUCUCAGGUGAGGAGAUACAUUGCAGAUCCUUCUCAUGUAAUCCAAGUAGACGCUGCGCAGGUGAGAGACAAAUUGACGGUUGAGACAUUUCCUAUGAGGAUUGAGGAUCGAGAGUUGAAGCAAUUGCAAGGUAAAGAGAUAGAAUUGGUCAUGGUAACUUGGGGAGGGCCAACAAGUAGUAAUAUUACCUGGAGCUGGAGAGUCAGAUGA
Messenger RNA from Vicia villosa (hairy vetch), 357 nucleotides. RefSeq lists its product as uncharacterized. The transcript has a single exon. NCBI's taxonomy places the organism in Eukaryota, Viridiplantae, Streptophyta, Magnoliopsida, Fabales, Fabaceae. The record is from RefSeq and is a predicted model, not a curated record. Bases 1 to 357 code for a protein of 118 amino acids.